Molecule: messenger RNA, 2298 nt
Organism: Anopheles marshallii
Lineage: Eukaryota; Metazoa; Arthropoda; Insecta; Diptera; Culicidae
Gene: E2f1
Product: transcription factor E2f1
Exons: 6
Coding region: 1-2298 (765 amino acids)
Biological process (GO): regulation of transcription by RNA polymerase II
Cellular component (GO): RNA polymerase II transcription regulator complex
Molecular function (GO): RNA polymerase II cis-regulatory region sequence-specific DNA binding; protein dimerization activity; DNA-binding transcription factor activity, RNA polymerase II-specific
Source: RefSeq, a predicted model, not a curated record
AUGUACGCAAAGCAGACUCAUGCUAAAGUUUCUAGUGGUGGAGGAGGAGGCGGUGGAGGCGGUAGACAAGGCCUAAAGGCAGAAUAUCAACCCGGCAGUAAAACGGGUAAUGGUGUGUCCGGUGUUGAGCGUAGAGGUAGUUCGGUUUACGCACGGAAAGCAUCGGUCGUUAGUAACAGUAGCGACGUGUCGAACGAUGACUACGAGGAGGUGAAACCGGACCGUCAGGUUAGCUCGCACCUGCUGGAUCAUGGUUACGGCUGCGGGGUGGCGUCGUUUCCGACCGUGCCGGUAAUGUCCGCACAGUCGGUACAGCACCCAACCACAAAACAUCAUGCUGCAGCCUCCGAGCAGCAGCAACAGCAGCGUGGCCAUCAACACAUUAGCAGUAAUGUUAGCAGUAGAAACAAUCACUCCAAUGGGAGGAGCAGCCAUCAUCACAGUACGCCCACUUCAACCAGCAUGCCAUCGUCCUCAGCGCAGACAGCUGCUCGUAGCGGUGGCAAACAGCAUCAGCAUGAUCAGGCUCAGCAGCAGCAACACCAUCACUACAGCAGUAACAAGCAGAAUGUGGCGGAUCCACCGAUCACCAAUUUCUUCAGGGCCAUUAAACGAUCGUCACAGUCGUCGAGCAUAUCUCCCACACCGGCCAAAAUUGCCAAGAGUAGCAAUGCGAAGACACCCAACUCUACUUGUUCUACACCCACGUCAUCUAUAUCGUCCUCUUCCUCGAAGAAACGCUAUUCGGAACGGACUAGGUACGACACGUCGCUUGGGCUGCUGACGAAAAAGUUCAUCGAUCUGCUGAACGAAUCACCGGACGGUGUGGUCGAUCUGAACAUUGCCUCGACGAAGCUAAAGGUGCAGAAGCGGCGCAUCUACGACAUCACCAACGUGCUCGAGGGCAUCGGAAUGCUGGAGAAGAAGUCGAAAAACAACAUCCAAUGGAAGUGUGGCAAUACCGUGUGCAAUAUCGACCGCAACACGCGAAUACAGCGCGAACGGUAUCGACUGCAACAGAAGGAAAACAUGCUGGAGGAGAUGAUCGUCGAGCUGCGGUCUGCGACGAACGAGGAGAUGAAGCACACGAAGCAUGGCUACUUUACCUGUCAGGAUCUGAGCUCGAUGGAGAUGUUCCGCGAGCAGACGAUCGUUGUUAUUAAGGCGCCACCAGAGUCUAAGCUGGAGUUGAUGAACGAAAAGAUGCAACGGGAAAUAGUGUUAAAGUCGGAGAAAGGAGAGAUCGAUGUUUUUAUCUGUCCAACUGAGGAUCCUGGAUUAAUCGAUAGUCCGGCAGUGAUUGCCGGCGAUCCACUGUUGGAAAACUUCGAACCUGUGCUAUCGCCUUUCCAACGCAUGGAUAGAACUUCCAGUCCAAGGAAAGGUUUAACGAGACCGUCCCCCUACGCGGCACAGCGCAAUCUCAAUCGUGCAUUGUUCGAGGAAGGGUCGGCGAUGAAAUGUGAAUCCACGGAAGGUGUACCCGCCAGGGAUAACAGUAUACAGACUGCCGUAGCGUCGCUGUUCAACCUAUCCGGUGCGAGUGUGCCGCAGAAGGUAGUGGUACAUACCGAGCGGUACGAAUCGCCCAUGUGCAACAUGCUAGGCACGACCAGCAGCAGCGCGUCCGGUGCAAUCAAUGGUAGCAGCUAUUACCAUGGUUGUGACUCAUCCUCAGCGGUAGCAGAUCAAUCCGAGUUGCAUUUCGAUGCUAGUCAGACAACGACGACGAUGAUCGGGUCCGCGACGAUAACGUCCAAGACUGGCGUGAGAGUUAAAUCCGAACAUGUGCCUGAUAGUAGUAAUAGUAGAAGUAGCGACAUACUGCCACCAUCCGCAAUAUCGACGGAUAGUGGCGUAUUCGUAUGGGGUGACGGUGCGAUGGACGGUGACGAUCAUCAUCACCAUCCUCACCACCACGUGGGAGGAAUUCCAACGUCCACGGCGACGUCCUCGUCGUCGUCCUCAUCUUCCUCCAUGCUCUCCGGUUUGGGUCAUCUCAACAACAACAACAACCACCUCAACAACGGUGGCAAAUUGACCCCGGAGGAGAUCACCAACAAGAAUGCAUCCCUGUCGGAUACGAAACUUAGUCCAAAUCUGUUCCAGUACGAUUACCCCAUGUCGGCGCUAAAGCCACCGAGUGCCAAGUCCUCACCGGAGAAUCUUCAUCAGCGUUACGGAUUUUCGGAUUUCGACGAUCUGGACAUUUUCCUACCAUUGGAACCGACCGCCGAUUACACGCUAGCGCUGAAUGAAUCUGAAGGUGUGUUCGAUUUGUUCGAUUUCAACUCCUGA